AUGCCGUGGACAGUCACCAAUUCUUUUAAGCGAGGCCUGAUGAAAACAUACGGAAGACCAACAUGGCGCGUCUAUGACGAUGAACGAGCCGCGAAAAAAAGACGCGUCCUGGAUGAGUCCGAUGAGGCCGAAACCAAUCUUCAAUACGCGAUCCGCGAGUCCUCCGCCGCCGUCUUAUCCAGCCCAUCGCGCCGGAAUUCCGUCGUGUUAUCUGAAGGCACAGUGGACGAUAUCGACGAUCUCACCACACCACCCUCCUCGCCACCACCCCGAUUAACUCCUCCGCCCGCAAACACUCGCAAACCAGCUUUUGCCUUCCUGAAGCGCAAACAUAAGGAUGUCGCGACCGGAUCGCCCUUGACGGAGGUCAACUCCAACAGCGUACGCUCUUCCGUGGAUCCGCCAAAGCAGAAGGUAGCACAGAAACAACAGGCUCCAUUACGCCAAAUGCAGAUUGAUUUAGGAAAUGAGGUGCGCAAGACAUGUGCGACGUGCGGUAUGGAAUAUAUCCCAUCCAACACGGAGGAUGCGGCUCUGCAUAAAAAGUUCCACGAGAUGAACUCGACCGGAGUCGAUCUGGGCAAGGCAUUCAUGCGCGCAAAUGCGUCACGUUGGGUUUAUGAAGCGACACGAUUCGAAGAGGGUUACGUGGUGAUUGUGGACCGCAAGGCAUCCCCCAGUGCAAAGAACCAAGCGAAAAGAGUGCUCGAGGUGGUGAAUAAGGAGUUGUCAUCUCCGGAGAUUGACGAAGAAGUCCUCUGGAGUCAAACAGAGGCGCCCGAUCAUCUAAAGGCUCCCGAUGAAGAUGAAAAGGUCGAUCGAUACCGGGUUUUCCUGCAUAUGAAGGAUAGUCGAUGCGUGGGACUCUGUCUUACGGAGCGGAUCUGGGAAUCACAACCGGUUAUUCUCGGGGAACAGAACGGCACCAAUAGCUCUUCAGUAUCGGUGAAAGAUGAGAAACACCCGGCCAUUGUGGGAGUAUCUCGAAUCUGGACCUCUGGAGCGUCUCGAAGGAAGGGGAUUGCGCUUGACCUGUUGGACUGUGUGGUCAGCAAUUACAUAUAUGGCAUGGAGAUCUCCAAGGAUAAGAUUGCCUUCAGUCAACCAACUGAGAGUGGCAAUCGACUGGCCUCCAAGUUUUUCGAAGAUGAGCAGGCAUGGCAUGUCUAUAACGAGCGGUGA
Penicillium verhagenii is the source of this 1182-nucleotide messenger RNA. RefSeq names its product ESCO family N-acetyltransferase. The record is from RefSeq and is a predicted model, not a curated record. The coding region runs from base 1 to 1182 and encodes 393 amino acids. Gene Ontology annotation, molecular function: protein-lysine-acetyltransferase activity. The transcript has 2 exons. Gene Ontology annotation, cellular component: chromatin; nucleus. Gene Ontology annotation, biological process: mitotic sister chromatid cohesion. NCBI's taxonomy places the organism in Eukaryota, Fungi, Ascomycota, Eurotiomycetes, Eurotiales, Aspergillaceae.